UGAGGAUCCACAGCGCGUGUAUAAAAGCCCCUGUGCGGGUGUCACCAGAUCAUCAUCCACGUCGAAUUAUUUACAGCUAUUGUUUUGUGUCAUUCAUAGUAACCUAUCGCAGCAGGAGCCAUGUCUCACGGAUGGGGAUACGGGCCAACUAACGGACCUGACAAAUGGGCAGAUGAUUAUCCAGUAGCCAAUGGACCACGACAGUCUCCCAUCAACAUCGUCCCCAAGGAGGCCCUGUACGAUUCGGCUCUGAAGCCUCUGAAACUCAAAUAUGAUGCUUCAAAUGCCAAGGGCAUCCUCAACAACGGACACUCCUUCCAGGUGGACUUUGUGGACGACAUUGACUCCUCCACGUUGACUGGAGGUCCCAUUUCUGGAACAUACCGUCUGAGACAGUUCCACUUUCACUGGGGAGCCAGCAACGACAGAGGUUCAGAGCACACUGUUAAUGGCAUCAAGUUCCCUUGUGAGCUUCACUUGGUGCACUGGAAUACCAAGUACCCCAGCUUUGGUGAAGCAGCCAGCCAGCCUGACGGACUUGCUGUGGUUGGCGUCUUUCUUAAGAUUGGUGCUGCCAAUCCCAGACUGCAGAAAGUUCUGGAUGCCUUGGAUGCCAUCAGGACAAAGGGAAAGCAGACCACCUUUCCAAACUUUGAUGCAAAGACGCUUCUUCCUACUUCUCUUGACUACUGGACUUAUGAUGGCUCCCUGACCACUCCCCCCCUGCUGGAGAGUGUCACAUGGAUUGUUCUCAAAGAGCCAAUCAGUGUCAGCCCUGCACAGAUGGAUAAGUUCCGCAGCCUCCUCUUCACAGGAGAAGGAGAUGCUCCGUGUUGCAUGGUGGAUAACUACCGGCCUCCACAGCCUCUGAAGGGCCGUCUGGUCCGUGCCUCUUUUAAAUAAGUCCUUCAGCCAUCAAGCCUCCCCUUCUUUUGACCCAUACUUCUUAAUUUACCACAGUUACAAACAUACAAACAAUACUAAAACCUUCUUGCCUAAUUUUGCUUAAUUUAGGGAGGUGAAAUACAUAUUAGUGUGUCUCUGUGUGUGUGUGUGUGUGUGUGUGUGUGCGUGCGUAACAUUUAGGUGCCAACAAUUACUAGGUGACAACAGUACUCCCUUGUGAUUUGGUAUUGCUGCUGCCUCAUUAUGAAAGUAUUACAUGCAGGUGCACUUAUAAAUGCCAUCAUGUGUACAGUUGUGUGUCACAAUAAGCAUUGCCUUGUUUGCAAAUGAAAGCCUUCAUCACCAUCUUGAAGAUUCUUGUUAUGUAUUUUCUUGCAUUUACCACAGCAUUGUGCAGCUGCUCAGAUUGUGAGAGCAAAAAUAGUUGUAUUUUGUCUGUUUAAGACAAAAUCAUAGGACAGUGAAAAAAGGUUGUGUCUGUUCCUGUCACUUUUGUUCUCUGUGAUUUACUAACUAGAGAAAGAGAGACCUAUUUAUAAAUGUUUGAAUUAUAUAUUUUGGUCCUUCAUUACUUAAACAGAGGUGACAUAAAAAAAAACAAACAACAAUUUUGCAUUUUGCACACAUUUUUAUUAAUGUCUGCAUCCAAUUAUAAUGUCCUCAGUGCAUCUUAAUCAGCCUCCACAAAAUCUAUAAACCAUGAAAAUGAUAAUAACUUCAUUCUGCCUCAAUUCAUAAAGCAGGUGAAACUACAGAAAGUUUUACCUUUUAUUUCAUGUUGCAUGUCCUUGAAAUCAUCUUACACCGUUUGUAUGUAAUGCAGUCACAUUGUGACCAUUUUUAGGAAAUGACAUCAUUUCUUUUUCUGCAGGAAUUCAUCCUCAAACUGAAAUAAGCUUCACCUGUCACCCCUAUCAUUUUUCAAAUAUCAUCCUGUUUGUCACACAUGUCAAGUUUCAUCCUUUUUGGCUAUUCUAUCCACAUUUUUGUCUGGCAAAACAUGUUCACUAAAUCUCACUAAACAUCACUUAAACUUGACUCAUCUUCUCAUGUGACCUUACAUGGUGGAAAAUAAAAUGAUGGAUGCUCUAAUCUUAUUAAUAGAAAAUGUAUAGGUUGAAUAUUAUUUUCUUAUCUGUUCUGUAUAUUUUAUAAUAUGUAUUUAUGAUGUUUUUAGUCCAAGAGUUUGAUAAAAAUGUAUUCCUAUAAUAUAUAAUUUUCCUCCAGCUAUUUUGAAGCUAGUAUCACUGAAUAUGAGUAAAGAUGCUUUGAAGAGAACAUUCUAUGGUGUUGAAUAAACAGUUAUGGAUGCAACUCUUGAAGUGGCGCUACAAGUCAAGUAGGUUUUUAAACUCAAAUCACCUAACAGUGCCAAUUCUAAAUGUGGAGGACAGUCCUACUCAGGUCAUACUGACAAAUAACAAAACAUUUUUUCAUUCUCUUUUGGCUUCAACCCUCACAGUUAUUUUUCCCAUCUACAGUUGUCUCCUCAACCAGACUAACGUACCAGACUAACGUAUACCCAUUGUCAUCUCUUUCUCUCUCUCUCUCCCCACACACACACACAUAUAUAUAUAUAUAUAUAUAUAUAUAUAUAUAUAUAUAUAUAUAUAUAUAUACAUACAUACAUACAUAUACAUAUAUAUACAUAUACAUAUAUAUAUAUAUAUGUGUGUGUGUGUGUGUGUGUAUAAAAUGGGAUUUUUUUUAGUGAUUCAUGUUGUAGUUGUCAAGGAAUUUUAGCAAUAAAAAGUGACUUUUCAUA
This is a messenger RNA of Sphaeramia orbicularis (orbiculate cardinalfish), 2671 nucleotides long. It is a transcript of the gene cahz, whose product is annotated as carbonic anhydrase. Bases 121 to 903 code for a protein of 260 amino acids. The record is from RefSeq and is a predicted model, not a curated record. Gene Ontology annotation, cellular component: cytoplasm. NCBI's taxonomy places the organism in Eukaryota, Metazoa, Chordata, Actinopteri, Kurtiformes, Apogonidae. The transcript is spliced from 7 exons. Gene Ontology annotation, biological process: regulation of pH; carbon dioxide transport. Gene Ontology annotation, molecular function: carbonate dehydratase activity; zinc ion binding.